Messenger RNA from Cucurbita pepo subsp. pepo (vegetable marrow), 1691 nucleotides. RefSeq names its product lysine histidine transporter 1. NCBI's taxonomy places the organism in Eukaryota, Viridiplantae, Streptophyta, Magnoliopsida, Cucurbitales, Cucurbitaceae. The record is from RefSeq and is a predicted model, not a curated record.
CCUCUUCUUCUUUAAAUACGGCGUCUCCAUUUCCAUUUUAUGGAGAAAUCAGAGCUUUCUGUGAUUUUUGUUCAUUUCUUCUUCUUCGUCUUCGUUGCGAUUUCUUGUUCAGUUUUUUAGGUUUUCGCCAUUGAUGGGAACUGAAGCUCCGCCAAGAACAUGGAAUGCUGAUGGCAACGACAAUGGAGUCGAAAAGACGAAGGAACAAAAGAAAAUAGAUGAGUGGCUUCCAAUUACUUCGUCAAGGAAUGCAAAAUGGUGGUAUUCUACCUUCCACAAUGUCACCGCCAUGGUUGGUGCUGGUGUCCUUAGCCUUCCAUAUGCCAUGUCAAACCUUGGAUGGGGUCCUGGUGUGGCUGUGUUGGUAUUGUCAUGGAUCGUCACUUUAUACACAUUAUGGCAAAUGGUGGAGAUGCAUGAAAUGGUUCCCGGGAAGAGAUUUGAUAGGUACCAUGAGCUUGGUCAACAUGCAUUUGGUGAGAAAUUAGGCCUUUACAUAGUGGUGCCUCAGCAAUUGAUUGUUGAAGUUGGUACCAACAUAGUUUAUAUGGUCACCGGCGGUCAUUCACUAAAAAAGUUCCACGACAUCGUAUGCCCGAGCUGCAAGAAUAUCAAAUUAACUUACUUUAUCAUGAUCUUCGCCUCGAUUCAUUUCGUAAUCUCCCACCUCCCCAACUUCAACUCCAUCUCUGGCGUCUCGUUGGCUGCAGCUGUUAUGUCCUUGACAUAUUCAACGAUUGCUUGGACAACUUCUGUUGCUAAGGGUGUUCAACCAGAUGUGCAGUAUGGAUACAAAGCUACCACUACAUCAGGGACAGUUUUUAACUUUUUGAAUGCUCUUGGAGAUGUGGCUUUUGCAUAUGCAGGCCACAACGUCGUGCUGGAAAUCCAAGCAACAAUCCCGUCUACACCGGAGAAGCCCUCGAAAAAAGCCAUGUGGAAAGGAGUCGUCGUCGCGUAUAUAAUCGUCGCUCUAUGCUACUUCCCUGUUGCUUUGAUCGGAUACUGGACGUUUGGAAAUACUGUCAAAGACAACAUUCUGCUAUCACUAGAGAAACCUGCAUGGCUUAUUGCCAUGGCUAACAUGUUUGUUGUCAUCCAUGUUAUAGGAAGUUACCAGAUAUAUGCAAUGCCAGUGUUCGACAUGAUAGAAACUUUAUUGGUGAAGAAACUACAUUUCACGCCUAGUUUUAUGCUUCGAUUCGUUGCUCGUAACGUUUAUGUCGGACUUACCAUGUUCAUAGGAAUUACCUUCCCUUUCUUCGGUGGGCUACUCGGAUUCUUCGGAGGAUUCGCCUUUGCCCCUACAACAUUUUUUCUUCCCUGUGUCAUAUGGCUCGUCAUAUACAAACCCAAAAAGUUUGGCUUAUCUUGGUGGACUAACUGGAUAUGCAUCGUACUCGGAGUGCUUCUUACAGUAAUAUCACCCAUUGGAGGACUAAGGAAUAUCAUACUUCAAGCCAAGAACUACCAUUUCUACUCAUAAAUUACCCAUCAACUGAUACAGAAUGAAGCAGAUGAUAAUAGUGUCUAGAAGUAUGUUUGUAGAGUGAUAAAGUGUCACUUUUAGCUGAAGAUUAGAGAGAAUCUUAGCAUUCAAACUAUCUUGGCGAGGGAUUUACACUGUCAAUUCUUUGACUCUUCAUACACAAUCACAAUAUAAAAGCUUUGCUUCUAUUUACUUGCAUUCA